AUGAGCGGCAGUAGCGACCAGGAACGCGAGCACGCUCUCGAGGCAUACAAAUCCAAGCUCCUAGAGUCACGGGAAUGGGAGGCUAAGCUAAAGGCGUUGCGACUGGAUAUCAAGGGCCUUCAACAUGACUUUGACGUGUCCGAAGACAACAUCAAGGCGCUGCAGAGUGUCGGACAGAUAAUAGGCGAAGUGCUCAAGCAGCUGGAUGAGGAGCGAUUCAUUGUCAAGGCUUCGUCAGGGCCGCGGUACGUAGUCGGUUGCCGGUCAAAGGUCGACAAGGCGAAGCUCAAGCAAGGCACGCGUGUAGCACUGGAUAUGACCACGCUCACCAUAAUGCGCAUGCUUCCCCGCGAAGUCGACCCGCUCGUCUACAACAUGUCAUUGGAGGACCCUGGACAGGUUAGCUUCGGUGGAAUCGGUGGUCUGAACGAGCAGAUUCGCGAGCUGCGUGAGGUUAUUGAGCUACCCCUCAAGAACCCAGAGCUUUUCCUACGAGUAGGCAUCAAGCCACCCAAGGGAGUGCUGCUAUACGGCCCACCCGGUACAGGAAAGACGCUCUUGGCACGUGCUGUGGCGAGCAGUCUCGAGACAAACUUCCUCAAGGUUGUCUCAUCGGCCAUUGUCGACAAGUACAUUGGUGAGUCGGCUAGGCUCAUCCGCGAGAUGUUUGGCUAUGCAAAGGAGCACGAGCCCUGCAUCAUCUUCAUGGACGAGAUUGACGCCAUUGGCGGACGUCGAUUCUCCGAGGGUACAUCAGCCGAUCGUGAGAUUCAGCGAACACUCAUGGAGCUACUCAACCAACUUGACGGUUUCGACUACCUCGGACAGACAAAGAUCAUCAUGGCCACCAACCGACCGGAUACACUUGACCCGGCUCUACUCCGUGCUGGUCGUCUCGACCGCAAGCUCGAGAUUCCUCUGCCAAACGAAGUAGGACGUCUGGAGAUUCUCAAGAUUCACUCCGCUAGUGUCGUGACAGAUGGCGAGAUUGACUUUGAGAGCAUUGUCAAGAUGAGCGACGGCAUGAACGGUGCCGAUUUGCGCAACGUCGUCACAGAAGCCGGUCUCUUCGCUAUCAAAGACUAUCGCGAUUCAAUCAACCAAGACGACUUCAACAAGGCGGUUCGAAAGAUGGCCGAAUCGAAGAAGCUGGAAGGCAAGCUGGAUUACCAAAAGUUGUAGCUUGUUAGGGGUUAGCAUCAUGGCAUCGUGUACGAUAUUACGAGACAGCACGCGAAUGGUGCGCUCAAGUACAGCCUGGGAUUGAAUAUAAUAAACUCAGAAUAUG
Molecule: messenger RNA, 1288 nt
Organism: Pyrenophora tritici-repentis Pt-1C-BFP
Lineage: Eukaryota; Fungi; Ascomycota; Dothideomycetes; Pleosporales; Pleosporaceae
Product: RPT1, ATP-dependent 26S proteasome regulatory subunit
Biological process (GO): positive regulation of RNA polymerase II transcription preinitiation complex assembly
Cellular component (GO): cytosolic proteasome complex; proteasome regulatory particle, base subcomplex
Molecular function (GO): proteasome-activating activity; ATP binding; ATP hydrolysis activity
Source: RefSeq, a predicted model, not a curated record